UUGAGCGGAAGUAAGCGCCGGAAGUAUCGGUCGAGGGCAAAAUGGCGACCUUGCCUUUCGUUUUGCGAAUAGGUAACCGAUUAUUAAGGCGAACAGCUCUAUGUAGAUGUCAACAUGCAUUUAGACGUCCAAUUUCUACAUCAGAUAAGUCGAAAGAUCUGCCCAGCAUUGCAGUUAAUGAGCCGAUGAUCGAAAGAGCUGACGAAUUAAAGCGUCUCGAGGAACAUUUUGCCGACACAGAUCCCAACAAACUUAAGAACUGGCAGUCUCAUGGCUGGUCGGACUUUGAUUACGAUGCUGACAAGUUCCACCAUAUAUUGACGAUGCUGGGUUUAUUCACCUUAUGCCUGGUCCCGGCCUCAUUCCUCGUCAUGUACAAUCCAGACUUCAAAUUACGAGACUGGGCCAUGCGAGAAGCGUACCUGGAGAUUGACCGGCGUGAGAAGAAUGGUCUGCCCCUAAUUGACCCCUACUAUGUGCCCCCUGGGAAUGUGCGUCUGCCCACUGAGCAGGAGAUCGGCGACAGAGAGAUCAUCAUAUAGAAUAGUGACGUGUCUAUAUUGUAUAGAACAAGGACUAUGUCUAUAAGGAACUUGUGUGCUAUAUAGCUGCUUCGGAAUGUGUGCUUUGGUUUUAGUUAAAAAUAAUUAUUAUAAUAAAUAUUUUCCUAUGUUUCAAUGUCAAGUUUUAUCAAAUGCAGUACACUGCAUAAAACACUGCAAGCAUUUCUGUAUGGUGUACGCUGCAACAAUCUUAAACAACAAUGAUUAUUCCUUAAAAUGUGACGUGUGUAUGCAAUAAGAGAUGGAAUAUUUUGUAAUUAUGUGCUUAGUGGUAAAUUCUUGUUAUAAAUUAUAAAAAACAAA
Messenger RNA from Dreissena polymorpha, 866 nucleotides. Its product is annotated as NADH dehydrogenase [ubiquinone] 1 beta subcomplex subunit 11, mitochondrial-like. The coding region runs from base 42 to 542 and encodes 166 amino acids. NCBI's taxonomy places the organism in Eukaryota, Metazoa, Mollusca, Bivalvia, Myida, Dreissenidae. The record is from RefSeq and is a predicted model, not a curated record. The transcript is spliced from 3 exons.